This is a messenger RNA of Menidia menidia (Atlantic silverside), 2287 nucleotides long. The record is from the annotation of a GenBank genome assembly. Lineage: Eukaryota; Metazoa; Chordata; Actinopteri; Atheriniformes; Atherinopsidae.
ACCAGGGGAAAUUGCUGUCUGAAUAUUGUCUCAGAGAUGGGGGCCAGUGACAGUUGCCUGGAAACUUCAAUCUGUCCACCCGCAUUUAUUCCAGAUCACAGUUAUGAGAUAAAGUUUAAUAAAAAUCUUUCCCUGCGCCACCAACGAAAUGAAAUCCAACCCUUUCUGAGCAUCUGAACACAAUGAGGCAGGACUGUGGAGGAAACCUCAUGUUCAACAUGUAUCUCUCAGAUCCAACAGAAAAUCUGUUGAAAGAAAGUAAAGGAUCAUCUUGGGGUCCAAUAAAUACAGGAGUGCAAAAAGGCAGCGGGCAGAUCCAGCUGUGGCAGUUCCUGCUGGAGCUCCUCUCUGACAGCACCAACGUGUCCUGCAUCGCCUGGGAGGGCACGAAUGGAGAGUUCAAGCUCAUCGACCCGGACGAGGUGGCCCGGCGCUGGGGCGAGCGUAAAAGCAAGCCCAACAUGAACUACGACAAGCUGAGCAGGGCUCUGCGCUACUACUACGACAAAAACAUCAUGACCAAAGUCCACGGCAAGAGAUACGCCUACAAGUUUGAUUUCCACGGUCUGGCGCAGGUUUGUCAACCAUCGACAACCGAGCAGGCCAUCUACAAGUUCCAGGGAAACUUCUCCCCUAUUCCGUUUUCGGGUAUUUCCAAGCUCAAUCUGGUGGCUCCAGGCGUUGGGCCCUCGGGUUUCUCCUACUGGCCCGGGUCCCCUCCUCUGUACCACAGCCACAACCUGCAGCCCCCCGGGCCCUUCAGCACCGUCUCCCCGUCUCACAUCAGCUGCGUCAACAACAUCAACAGCCUAAGCAACAUCAACAACCACUACAACUGACUCUUAAUUAGCAAAUUAUGAAAACUUGGAAAUAGACACCAUAAACGACAGGCAAUGUUUUGGGUUUGCAGAGAAAUAUCGUUUAAACUAAACUGACCAGGAAGGCUUGAUUUUGUUCAGAUAAAAUGUAUCAGCCUGCAGCAGCAGCAGCUUAUUUAACCUGUAAAUAUGACACACUCUAUUCUAGUUUCAUGGCUGAUAACAGAGAGUAAGCAAUUAAAUACCACGAGAUUUUUGUGCAUUUGAUUGGGUGCUUGAUGGUAUGUGCAAAAAUGAGAAAAAGAUGCGACCCAAAACAAGACAGACCGGAUUUCCCACUUGAUCCAUAAUUGAAAACUGUGCGUAUCCGCAAGUCACGUCUGAAAUUGUACGUUAGAAAACUUAAAAUACAUAUUGACACUUAAAAAAUUGUCAUACAGGUUUAAUUAGAAACCUCGAUAUAUUUCGUUUUCUAGCUAUUAAACCCACCACGAUGGCCACUUUUUACGCACAGUUAUUCGAUCUUUGUGUGUGUGUUUGUGUAUUUAUAUACAUAUUUGAAAUAACUACAUCGAUAUCCCCGUAGUAUUUCACCUGUUUAUUCCAAAAAGUGAUGGGGGAUUAAAGCCUAUUUCAUCUGUCAUUGGGGUGAGGCAGGGUACAAAUACAAAGAGACAGAAAACCACGCCCAAUCCCUGCCAUGGUGGUCAAUUAACCAAUUAAGGAAGAUUGAGUAAUCCGUUCCUCCAGAAAAGCCACAACUACGGAGGGAUAUGCAAACUCCAGACAGAGAGGCAACCAGAGGGGAUUAGAGCCCGGGAUCUUUCUUUGUGAGGCGACGGUGCAAUCACCAUACCACCGUGCAGCCCUAAAUCGAGUAAAAAUAAUCCAAAUGGAGACAUUUUUUAACUUCAGCAAUAAUUAAAUUGGACAACCAGUCACUCAAUGUCUCCUUGCGAGUGACCACAUCUGAAAAAAACACAGAUAAACAAUUUGUGACACAGAGAUACUUUUGGUCUUAAGCGAUUAAGACUAAGCGAUUAAAAAUCCAUCCUCCUAAAAGAAUGAAGGAGUCUCACCUUUGGUAAUUUGAUAUUUGUCUGUUUUUUUUAAAGGUUUGGAUCAACUUAUCGUUCGAUUAUUGGAAUUCUGACGCCAUCUCGUGGUUGUGAAAGGGACAUGACAUGUAUUUCUUUAUGGUGACUAACAAUAAAGGAGAAGAGUGGUCUGUAACAUGUUGUUAUUAGGAAAAUUUGAGCCUGUGUGCGUAAAGUGCAUGGGCACUUCGAUGUGUUUAGUUUUGUGUGAAAUAGGAUGAAGAACUUUGUAAAUAGGCUACUAGGACAAAUAAUAGCUCAGGCUUCCACUGCUGUUUGUGAUUCUUAGCAAAUCAAAGUGCACUCAGUUACAGAGCAACAUACUGUGGCAUAAACAACUGUAAAAAUAAAAAAAAUCUAAUCAAAUCAAUA